Meloidogyne enterolobii is the source of this 1206-nucleotide messenger RNA. Lineage: Eukaryota; Metazoa; Nematoda; Chromadorea; Rhabditida; Meloidogynidae. The record is from the annotation of a GenBank genome assembly.
GAAAUUUUUUGAUAAAAAUCAAUAAACUUAUAUUAUUUUUAACAAUAACGACAUCAAUAAACAACCAUUUCCCUUAUAAUUUAAUUAAUAAUUUUUCCGAAUCCAACAUUUCCAAACUGUUAGAAGAAAGGCCCUGUUCAAAUGGGCCCCACCAACAAAAUCCACAAAAAGCACACCAAAAACAACAAAAAAUGGUUCAUAUUACAGCAAAAGAAACAGAAGAGGAAAGUGAAAAAUCUUCUUUUGAGGCAACAGAAAAAGUUGUUUCAAGUGGAGAGAUGAGUUUUGAGGCUGUUCCGUGUAUGUUUAAAAGCCGGCAAGAAGAUGGGGCGGAAGGAUCUCUUUUUGGGCUUUUAAUUCGACCAGCUAUUGCCUCAACUAGUACAACAACAGAGCUUAAUAAUACAAUUUUAAUUAAUAAUGGGGUAGUGAACAAUGAUAGUGGGAAGGAAAUGUUGGUGGCUACAAGUGGGAAUGUUGCUAUCGAAGGGAAUCCAUCUUCCUCAACAUUAACCACAAAUCAGCCCAACAUAAUGCAAGUUUUACCAGCUUGUAAUAACGCCAAUUCAAUAAGAGUUAACCAACAACAAAUGACUUCUUCCGUUAUUAUAGCUUCCAAAAUGCUUCAAUUCCAACAACCAAAGGGCAGACUAAUCCCUUCUGCUUCCUUCCCUCUUUUGCCCGCACCUUCUGGAGUCCCUCCAAUUUUGCCUAAAACAUCAAAACAUCACCACCAACAAAAAAAGCUUAAAAAUUUAUUACUUAAAUCUUCCCCAAAAGUCAUUCCAAUACAACCAAAAAUAGCAAAAACUACUUUAUCGACUUUAACUAAAACUACAAUAUUUAAUAAAAGUGAUGGGUGUUGUAGUAAUAAUAAUAUUAAUUCUUUACGUCCUGAAAUAUUUGCUGCUUCUUUACAUGUAAAAAUUUAAGAUUGAUUAUAUUUUUUCAGCUUUCCUGUUUAAAUAAUGCGAGUUAGGAGCCGUGAUAAUUGCCUCAUUUGUGGGGUUCCAGGCGGAAAUUUUUUUUUCCAAUUUUGUGGGACGAGAGCCCAUUGGGGUUUUCUGGGAGCAAUUCUUAAAAUCGAAAAAAGUUUGGGAGUGGAGUGAUACGCCGCAAAAUCCCGCGUGGGAUCCCGUCAAGCAUUGGUCAAACAAAAAAAUUUUUCGAAAAUCGUAUCUCAAAAAUAUCGAAAAUAUUUUUUCA